AUGGCAUCGGUCACCGACUCGAAGAACACGGGCUACCCGCGGGCGAACAACGGCUACGGCAACAACAUGUACAACAACCAGUAUGGCGGUCGCGGUCACGCAGGACAAGGCUACGGCAUGCACAACCCCGCUGCUGAUAUGGCAGCCCUCACUCAUGGCUUUCAAGGCAUGAACCUUCCCAACUCGUCCUUCGCUGCUCAGGCCAAGAACGCCAUGAUGUCGACCGCUGCUACUAACUACAACGGACUCCCGGCGGUCACCUCGAUGCCUCCUGCAAUGUACGGCGCACCCAACCAGUACAUCUUCCCGAACAACUACGGCGGCGCUGGCAACAACCAGGCGGCCAACAUGUACACUCCGCACGUCCAGCAGUACAUGCCGCCGAUGACCUUCCAAGGCUACAACCCGCACGAUAACAGCCCGCUGUCUCAGCAGAACUGGACACCCACCACUGGUGCCACCGGCGAGGUGCCGACGCUGAUCACUCCUCGUCGUGACUCCAUCUCAUCCAACGAGAAUGACCAGCCAACCACACCGUCUUACGCCGGCUACCCUACCUUCGCUCCGCGCGCCGUCAACAUCAACCGCUCACCAAGCGGCGUCUACACCCACAGCACACCGUCUCCGACCUCCAUGAUCGGUCCGUACGGCAUGCCAUUGGCGAAGCAGCUGGAGCAGAGUGAUGUCUCGCCAGAGAUCAAGAGGCUCGUGUCACAGGCACCCAGCAUCCCGCCGGCGAUUCCAGCUCCGUCGUCGCCGUUGAAGCCACUUGACCGUGCUCUGGAGAACCAGCGUGGCGAGACCAACGUCUACAUCCGCGGACUGCUGCCGGCGACCAGUGAUGAAGUGCUCGAAGGCUGGGGCAGCCGCUUCGGUGACAUCAAGAGCUCGAAGUCGAUCAUCGAUCUCAACACUGGCUUGUGCAAGGGCUUCGGCUUCAUCAAGUACCACAACUACGAGGACGCCGAGAACUGCAUUCGUGGCUUCCACUACCUUGGGUAUGAAGUCAGCUUCGCCAGGGAGUCGUUCUACUCGAAGCUCAAGGCCUUCUCCGACGAGCACAACACCAACCUCUACGUUUCGAACCUGCCCAAGACCAUGAACGAGCAUGAGCUCGCUCAGCUCUUCGGCCCGCACAAGGUGUGCUCCUCUCGCAUCCUCCGCAUGAAGAGUGGCCACGGCCGUGGUGUUGGCUUUGCUCGCUUCGAGACUCGUGACGCCUGCGAGCAGGUCAUCAAGGACUACAACAACUUCACCAUCAAGGACCCGAACGGCGAGGAGCUUCAAAUCCAGAUCCGCUACGCCGACACCCAGGAGCAGAAGUCGCUCAAGCAGCAGACCCAAGCUGCCCGUCAGUUCCGGUCUGCCGAGUACGAGUACGCCACUCAAGCCUGGCGCCAGGGCAAUCUCCCUUAUGCCGGCAGCAACGCCGGUGACAGCCAGGACGGCAACGAGUUCGAGCAGUACCUCGGGACCACCGCCAACGUCCCCAUCCAAGGCCAGCGCUGGGCUCAGUACGGCGGGGGUGGUCUCCCCGGCCGCAGCCCUCUCGGCGGUCUGCCGGCCAACACCUCUCAGGCGCCCAUGGUCCAGAUUAACGUCGCCUCCGACGCCGCUCACGCUGUCACGGCUGCUGAGGCUGCUGACACCAAGCCCGCCGUCACCUCGCCGGCCACUGCCCAGGCAGCCAACAGCCCUGUCGACUCCGGUGCCGCCUCCGGGCAGGAGUGA
This is a messenger RNA of Saxophila tyrrhenica, 1731 nucleotides long. RefSeq lists its product as uncharacterized. Bases 1 to 1731 code for a protein of 576 amino acids. The transcript is spliced from 4 exons. Gene Ontology annotation, molecular function: mRNA binding. Gene Ontology annotation, cellular component: ribonucleoprotein complex; cytoplasm; nucleus. NCBI's taxonomy places the organism in Eukaryota, Fungi, Ascomycota, Dothideomycetes, Mycosphaerellales, Extremaceae. The record is from RefSeq and is a predicted model, not a curated record.